This is a messenger RNA of Rattus rattus (black rat), 1762 nucleotides long. It is a transcript of the gene Zfp3, whose product is annotated as ZFP3 zinc finger protein. The coding region runs from base 29 to 1540 and encodes 503 amino acids. Gene Ontology annotation, molecular function: DNA-binding transcription repressor activity, RNA polymerase II-specific. The record is from RefSeq and is a predicted model, not a curated record. The transcript has a single exon. Gene Ontology annotation, biological process: negative regulation of transcription by RNA polymerase II. NCBI's taxonomy places the organism in Eukaryota, Metazoa, Chordata, Mammalia, Rodentia, Muridae.
AGCGCCCUCUCUCAUUUCAGGUUGUGAUAUGGGGACUGAGGAAAAGGAGGUGCUUCCCAAGGAAGACAUUUCUCAAGACUGUGAACCACACGGGCCAACAUUAGAAAAACUGGCACAGGAGGUUUACCAAGGCCAUGAGUUUGGAGCAGCAAGUGAGGAAGACAUACUAGAAGGACAUUUGAGAGAGUCUUCGAAAGAGAUUAUAGAACAAAUGUAUCCUCAGGAGAGAGCCUUUGCAUCAGGGUUAAUUAUCUUCAAGAGGUCUUCCUCAGGUGAGAAAGACCAGAAAAACAGGGAGAGUCCAAGGGGCUUCAGUCCUAACACAAGUGUCCUGAUGUGUCAUGGAGAUGCUACAGCUGAGAGGGUCAGCACAUGUGCUGCCUCUGGCCAGAACUUCAUGGAGAGUAUAGAGCUUACUAAAGCACAGAGGACUCCUGUGGGAGAGAAGCCACACACAUGUAAAGAAUGUGGGAAAACUUUUAAUCAGAACUCACAUCUCAUUCAGCAUAUGAGAGUCCAUAGUGGAGAAAAACCCUUUGAAUGCAAAGAGUGUGGAAAGACCUUCGGGACUAAUUCCAGCCUUCGAAGGCACCAGAGAAUUCACGCCGGAGAGAAGCCCUUUGCCUGCACCGAGUGUGGCAAGGCCUUCAUUCAGAGCUCACAUCUGAUCCACCAUCACAGAAUCCAUACUGGAGAAAGACCUUAUAAAUGUGAAGAGUGUGGUAAAGCCUUCAGUCAGAACUCAGCCCUCAUUCUGCACCAGAGAAUCCACACUGGAGAGAAGCCGUACGAGUGUAAUGAGUGUGGGAAGACCUUCCGGGUUAGCUCACAGCUCAUCCAGCAUCAGAGGAUCCACACAGAGGAGAGGUACCACGAGUGCAGUGAGUGUGGGAAAGCCUUCAAGCACAGCUCCGGCCUCAUCCGACAUCAGAAGAUCCACACAGGAGAAAAACCCUACCUCUGUAAUGAGUGUGGGAAAGGCUUCGGUCAGAGUUCAGAGCUUAUCCGCCAUCAAAGAAUCCACACAGGGGACAAGCCCUAUGAAUGCAGUGAGUGUGGGAAAACUUUUGGCCAGAACUCAGAGAUUAUUAGACAUAUCAGAAUUCACACUGGGGAGAAGCCCUAUGUGUGCAAAGAAUGUGGGAAAGCCUUCAGGGGUAACUCAGAGCUCCUGAGGCACGAGAGGAUUCACACUGGGGAGAAACCCUAUGAGUGCUUUGAGUGUGGGAAAGCUUUCAGACGGACCUCUCAUCUGAUUGUCCACCAGAGAAUACACACGGGAGAGAAGCCCCAUCAGUGUAAUGCGUGUGCAAGAACCUUCUGGGAUAAUUCUGAACUGCUGCUUCACCAGAAGAUUCAUAUCGGAGAGAAACCUUACGAGUGUAGCGAAUGCGAGAAAACGUUCAGCCAGCACUCCCAGCUCACCAUCCACCAGAGAACUCACACUGGAGAAAAGCCAUAUGAGUGUCAGGAGUGCCAGAAGACCUUUAGUCGGAGCUCCCACCUCCUCCGGCACCAGAGUGUUCACUGUAGCGAGUGAUGUGCAAACCAGGGAGGUGGUGUGGGGAGGCUUGGGGCAGGCUUCUCCACUGCUCUGUUCCCGGGCUCUAGGAUCAGGUGAAGGGACAGGGCCUCCCCUGGCCAUCCGCCGAGUGUGUGUCAGUCAUCGGCUGAAAGUGAUAAGGCAGUUUUAUGAACUAUUUAUUGAGAAGUUUCAGUGUACUAAAUUAAAUCAUAAAAGUUGUUCCAGGCCUUAAUCCUC